This is a messenger RNA of Mucor mucedo, 972 nucleotides long. RefSeq lists its product as uncharacterized. Lineage: Eukaryota; Fungi; Mucoromycota; Mucoromycetes; Mucorales; Mucoraceae. The transcript is spliced from 3 exons. The record is from RefSeq and is a predicted model, not a curated record. Gene Ontology annotation, biological process: regulation of cyclin-dependent protein serine/threonine kinase activity. The coding region runs from base 1 to 972 and encodes 323 amino acids. Gene Ontology annotation, molecular function: cyclin-dependent protein serine/threonine kinase regulator activity; protein kinase binding. Gene Ontology annotation, cellular component: nucleus; cyclin-dependent protein kinase holoenzyme complex.
AUGAUUACCAACCAAGACUUGUAUUCUUCGGCCGAACCACUCAUCUUCCAGAGAGCUGAUUAUCAAAAUAUCGAUCAACUUGCCGCAUUCGCAUCAUCAAUGAUUUAUGUAAUGUGGCACUGUCGUAAAAGCACGAACCUGACUUGUCCUGGAGGCUAUUUGACCUCCUUUUCGUAUGGUGGUAAAUCCACUUCUUCCUUUCGGUGGUUUUGCUCUUAUGUUUUCAAAGCCAUGGCCAUUAGUGAGUCGGCUGUUUAUCUCAGCCUUAAAUAUGUGGCCUUAUUAUUACGGCUGAAUCCAGCGAUGGAAGGAUCUGAAGGAUCUGAAUAUCGAGUAUUCGUUGUUGCAUUGAUACUGGCUUGUAAAUUCCUUGAUGACGUUACCUUUGUUAACACUACGUGGUCGGAAGUCAGUGGCAUGACGUUAACCAGCCUGAACCAAAUGGAAGCCGAGUUUUUGCAAGGUAUCAAUUAUCGAUUGUUUAUCAAAAGUCAAGAUUACAAUCAAUGGAAAACUUUGGCAGAUGAAUGUCGUGACAGAUUAUCUUGUUAUGGCUUACCCACGACAACAUCCGAACAAGAAAAAACUGUGCUCAGUGUCUUGUACACCAUUGGUUUGCGGCCUCUGCAACCACUUGUACCCGUAGCAACAAAACCUGUAGCACCACCACAACCAACACCCGCAGGAGCAGCAGGAUAUUCGAACCAUAGUCGUGAUAUCUGUUAUAAUGAAAUCGAUGCUGCUAUAAUUAAGCAGUAUCAGAAUUCUUAUAUUGUAUAUCGACACUUCAUGCAAUCUGCGUCGAAUCAUGUCAACAGCCGCGACCAUCCCAUUCAACAGCAGCAUCUUGAAGAUUACACAGGAUGUCACAUUACGAAUCUUUCAGGAUCAACAUGGGAUCCUUUGUAUUAUAGUAUUUAUGGUUCGAAUAACAACAACUAUAAACAACCUAUCCCUUGGCCCAAUGCGUAA